Andrographis paniculata is the source of this 1784-nucleotide messenger RNA. Its product is annotated as tubulin alpha chain-like. Gene Ontology annotation, cellular component: cytoplasm; microtubule. Gene Ontology annotation, molecular function: structural constituent of cytoskeleton; GTP binding. Bases 156 to 1511 code for a protein of 451 amino acids. The transcript has 4 exons. Gene Ontology annotation, biological process: microtubule cytoskeleton organization; mitotic cell cycle. The record is from RefSeq and is a predicted model, not a curated record. Lineage: Eukaryota; Viridiplantae; Streptophyta; Magnoliopsida; Lamiales; Acanthaceae.
GAAACCCGCCGGUCCUCGAAAUUCAAAUUUGGUUUCUCCGGACGGCGGUGAUCGGGAUUCAUUUUGCAGUCGUGCUCGUAUUCGUCUUCGCCGCAUUUUGAGAGCUUUUUUCGGAGGAAAAUUUCGUGGAGGUGAAGGAGAGAGAAAGGGUCAGAAUGAGGGAGUGCAUCUCGAUUCACAUUGGCCAGGCCGGGAUUCAGGUCGGAAAUGCCUGUUGGGAGCUUUACUGCCUGGAACAUGGCAUUCAGCCGGACGGGCAAAUGCUGUCCGAUCACACCGUCGGCGGCGGCGAUGAUGCAUUCAACACAUUCUUCAGCGAGACUGGUUCCGGCAAACAUGUCCCUCGGGCAGUGUUUCUGGAUUUGGAGCCUACUGUGAUCGAUGAGGUGCGCACCGGAGGGUACCGUCAGUUAUUCCAUCCAGAGCAACUCAUCAGCGGCAAGGAAGACGCUGCCAACAAUUUCGCCAGAGGCCAUUACACCAUUGGCAAAGAACUCGUGGACCUCUGCCUCGACAGGAUCCGCAAACUGGCAGACAAUUGCACUGGCCUGCAGGGAUUCCUGGUGUUCCACGCCGUUGGUGGUGGCACCGGAUCAGGGCUUGGAUCUCUCCUGCUGGAGAGGCUCUCUGUCGAUUAUGGUAAAAAAUCAAAGUUAGGCUUCACAAUUUAUCCCUCCCCACAGGUUUCAACUGCUGUUGUAGAGCCCUACAAUUCUGUGCUUUCAACCCAUUCUCUUCUGGAACACACUGAUGUUGCUGUGCUUCUCGACAAUGAGGCCAUCUACGACAUUUGCCGAAAAUCUCUCGACAUCGAGAGGCCUACUUACACCAAUCUCAACAGGCUCAUCUCUCAGGUGAUUUCAUCUCUGACGGCUUCCCUUAGAUUCGACGGAGCUCUAAACGUGGACGUGAACGAAUUCCAAACCAAUUUGGUCCCCUAUCCAAGAAUUCAUUUCAUGCUUUCAUCAUACGCCCCUGUUAUCUCUUCCGAAAAGGCCUUCCACGAGCAACUCUCUGUCGCAGAAAUCACCAACACUGCAUUCGAGCCGUCGUCCAUGAUGGUGAAAUGCGAUCCACGGCACGGGAAGUACAUGGCUUGCUGUUUGAUGUACAGGGGUGACGUCGUCCCCAAGGAUGUGAACGCGGCUGUCGCCACAAUUAAGACCAAGAGGACGAUCCAGUUUGUAGAUUGGUGCCCAACAGGAUUCAAAUGUGGCAUAAACUAUCAGCCUCCCACUGUCGUCCCUGGCGGCGACCUGGCGAAAGUGGCGAGGGCUGUUUGCAUGAUCUCCAACUCCACCAGUGUAGCUGAGGUCUUCUCUAGGAUUGAUCACAAGUUCGAUCUAAUGUACGCGAAGCGGGCAUUUGUGCAUUGGUAUGUUGGGGAGGGAAUGGAGGAAGGUGAGUUCUCUGAAGCGAGAGAGGACUUGGCUGCUCUUGAGAAGGAUUAUGAAGAAGUUGGGGCAGAGGCUGCAGAAGGGGAGGACGACGAGAACGAUGACUACGCAUAAUGAGUAUUGAGGAAAAGAUCUAUUUAACCAAUGGAGGGUAUAAAGUUUCAGUUGUGGCUGUUAAUGACUGAAAAGAGGGAAAUCCACGCCUGUCGUCUUCCUGCACGCAUUUCUUGGCCUUGAUUAUGUUGUGUGUUUUGUUAUGGCGAGUGAGAUGAGAUUUAUUGCUUGGUUUUAUAGUUUGUAGUGAAGGGAGUAAGUAGAUGCUUGGUAGAAAAAUACUUAUAUAGGGUUGUUUUUUUAUUAUUUGUACAAGAAAAGGCGAUUAUGAUC